Molecule: messenger RNA, 1017 nt
Organism: Entamoeba invadens IP1
Lineage: Eukaryota; Evosea; Mastigamoebida; Endamoebidae
Exons: 1
Coding region: 1-1017 (338 amino acids)
Source: RefSeq, a predicted model, not a curated record
AUGUAUACGAGUCUUGAGAGUGUGCAGGUUGAUGGGUGGAUCCGUAACAAAGAUUUGUUGAGUGCGAUAUUUGGACUUCUUAAUGUGAAAAACGUGACGAUUUGGAAUUGCACACAUAUCAAUUAUUUGAACACAAUUUGUGACUGCAUUUCUGAAGUCAAUUUGAAGCACCAACACAAGUUGGACAAUGUCAACAUUUCCGUGUUCAUUGAGAAGAGCAUAUCAACAGAAAUAUACAAAGAGGAGUUUGAAAGUGCGUUUUUAGCACUCAAACAGUUGGGUGUGAGUGUGUACUACAACACAGAGAAUGUGAUGGACAACUGUCACGUGUUAGACGAGUCGCGAUUUAUUGGAGAAGUUGUUGUCACAAAUAAGAAAGGAUUAGACUUUGGGUGUUUUAAAAAUGAUCGUGAAAGUGACAUUGAUGUUUAUCAUAACAGAGUUGAAUAUGAUAAAUGGAUGACUAAAAUAAGACAUCAUAAAAAUCAUGAACAAGAAGACAGAGACGAUGGUGAUUAUAUCACUGACAAUUUAAAUGAUGAAAAUUUUGAUGAUAAUGAAUAUGAUAUUGAGUCAAGAGAUGAUGAAAAUGAUGAUAUCACUGAUGAUGAUAAUGAAAAAGAAAAUGAUAUCAGUAAUGAUCAAAAUGACAUAGAAGAAGUUGAUUCACAAGAUGAAAAAAUUAGAAACAAAAUUGAAGUGCCAAAUCAAAAUGAAUGGUAUAAUGCAGAGACGAGAUAUCCAAUAACAUGUCCACUUGUUUUACUUGACGAUGUGAUACCAACAUUCAAUCUACAAAGUCGCCUGGUCGUCAGGUUGACACUUUUUAACAUCACAAAACAAACAAUUUGCAAUUUGUUUUGUACACGUGUCAUAAUUGAAAAGUGCUCAGAAAUGACAGUCACACUGCGUGGAGUUGAGUCCACGUGUUGUAUCAACUGUUCUGCACUUUCUCUUGUGAUAGAAGACUUUGCAAACACAAUUUCAUUCACAAAAUGUUCAACACACGACUGUUGA